Choloepus didactylus (southern two-toed sloth) is the source of this 3539-nucleotide messenger RNA. It is a transcript of the gene PPP6C, whose product is annotated as protein phosphatase 6 catalytic subunit. The coding region runs from base 215 to 1132 and encodes 305 amino acids. The record is from RefSeq and is a predicted model, not a curated record. Gene Ontology annotation, molecular function: protein serine/threonine phosphatase activity. Gene Ontology annotation, biological process: G1/S transition of mitotic cell cycle; peptidyl-serine dephosphorylation. The transcript has 7 exons. NCBI's taxonomy places the organism in Eukaryota, Metazoa, Chordata, Mammalia, Pilosa, Megalonychidae. Gene Ontology annotation, cellular component: cytoplasm.
GUCUGCAGCCUAGGUACAACCAGAAAGGCCGUGAGGCGUGCUGAGGCAGCCGGGAGAAUCCGGUCAGGAUUUAACGUCGCUGCGCAGACGCCUUUCCCGGGCCGGAAGUGACGUAGGAAGAGGUCCGGCUUUGGUCUCCGCCACUGCCGCGGCUGCAACACCCACCGGUGCCGCUGCUGCCGUCGCCGCCGCCGCCGCGGCUUGUACUUCUAAAAUGGCGCCACUAGACUUGGACAAGUAUGUGGAGAUAGCGCGGCUAUGCAAGUACCUGCCAGAGAACGACCUAAAGCGGUUAUGUGACUAUGUUUGUGAUCUCCUCUUGGAAGAGUCAAAUGUUCAGCCAGUGUCAACACCAGUAACAGUGUGUGGAGACAUACAUGGACAGUUUUAUGACCUUUGUGAACUAUUCAGAACUGGAGGUCAGGUUCCUGACACAAACUACAUAUUUAUGGGUGACUUUGUAGACAGAGGUUACUAUAGUUUGGAGACCUUCACUUACCUUCUUGCACUAAAGGCUAAAUGGCCUGAUCGUAUUACACUCUUGAGAGGAAAUCAUGAGAGUAGACAGAUAACACAGGUGUAUGGAUUUUAUGAUGAGUGCCAAACCAAAUAUGGAAAUGCUAAUGCCUGGAGAUAUUGUACCAAAGUUUUUGACAUGCUCACAGUAGCAGCUUUAAUAGAUGAGCAGAUUUUGUGUGUUCAUGGUGGUUUAUCUCCUGAUAUCAAAACACUGGAUCAGAUUCGAACUAUUGAACGGAAUCAGGAAAUUCCUCAUAAAGGAGCAUUUUGUGACCUGGUUUGGUCAGAUCCUGAAGAUGUGGAUACUUGGGCAAUCAGUCCCCGAGGAGCAGGUUGGCUUUUUGGAGCAAAGGUCACAAAUGAGUUUGUUCAUAUCAACAACUUGAAACUCAUCUGCAGAGCACACCAACUAGUGCACGAAGGCUAUAAAUUUAUGUUUGAUGAGAAGCUGGUAACAGUGUGGUCUGCUCCUAACUACUGCUAUCGUUGUGGAAAUAUUGCCUCGAUCAUGGUCUUCAAAGAUGUAAAUACAAGAGAACCAAAGUUAUUCCGGGCAGUUCCAGAUUCAGAACGUGUUAUUCCUCCCAGAACGACAACGCCGUAUUUUCUUUGAGACCUCCGUCCAUCCUGCUGACCCAUUUUCCUGCCCUCUUCUUACCCCAACUUUUGUGUAUUGCCCUCUACAAUAUACUUUUUAUUGAGCACUUUGCUGCUGAAAUGCUGCCUCUUGCCUUUUUUAUUUUAAAUUAUCUAAAUUUAUUGUUUGUUAUGGUGUCUAUAGCAAUGUUUUUCUAUCAGUUUUCUCCCCCAUCCCUUCCCCAACUUGGACUCAUCUGAGAAGACUUGAGAAAUGUCUUAAUACUCACACUGCUGCAUGUAGCUCUUGCUUAUUUACUGGUCUGGGGGAAACAGGAUGCAUUUGCUUUUUUAAAAAGCCGAUUAGAACAGACUACACUGAAAUACUCUCCUUUUGUCAUUCAGCCUUUUGUUUUAGUGUGUUAAGUUUUAAGAAAUUUCAGCAGCAAAGUUGUUAUUCAGUGGGAACGAUGGACUGCAACUGCCUCACAUUAUGUAUACCUGUCCCAGCUGUAAACUUCAUUGUCCUUUGUUGGAUAUUUUAAAUGGAUAUAAAAUAAAUUGGUCUAAAGGGCUGCCCUCCUUGUUGUGUUUUUAAAUUUUAGUUAAAAACUGCUAUAGCUUAUGACUUUGUACAUUAAGAUAAUUGUAUUGAUCUUUUUUCAGAUUUCUUGUAUUUUUUAAUAAAGUAAUCUUAAAUAAAACCCAGAUAGGAUGAGUAUUAGAAAUUUUAAACAGUUUGCAUUGUUAGCUUAAAAUAGUUCUCUUUUUCUUUUUUCGUAAUCAGAGUUCUUGGCCUUUUGGUUAUUGAGUUUAAAACUUCAAUUGAAAUUCAAUAGUAUUUAUUUAAAAAAAAAAUUACUGAACUGUGCCUAAAGAACAUAACUGCCAUAUUAAUGCUUUUGGUUUAUAUCCUCUGUAGUAAUAGAAAAACAUUUAAUACUUGUAAUGCUGAUGUGUCCAUUUGAUACCAGUUGAGUAGAAUGUGAUCAAUCCAGUUUAUAAUCUAUCAUUAUCAUUAAGUAGAAUCUAUGUAUUUUUCAAUAGGAAUAAUUUCUUCUCUUGUUGUAACACUUGACUUUUAACUUUUAGAAAGUGUUCAUUUUUUUUACUGCAAAUGGAAAAGUUGAAAAGUCAGGCCUCUUGUAUUUGUGAACUGUAAUCCGAAGCAGAUUUUGAAAAGUGUAGAAAGACACAAAUUGUCCUUUUUGUAAAGGUCUGUGAUACCGUGUUUCAGCUUUGUGUAAUUUGAAUAUCCAAAGGGUUGCGAUGAUCAGUUCUUGAUAUGCAACUGUCCGCUUAAUAAGGACAGGUAUUCCAGUAUCUCUUAUGAUUGGGGCCAUAAGUGAUACUGGAAUUCACUAUUUUUUGAAAUGGUAUCCCUUUACUAUAAUUCGUUUUUAUCAUUCCAAGAAAUCUUUGUGAAACCAGCCAAUUAAUAAAGCACUUUAGUAUCUGUUCAGGUAGUUUUGAAGACCAACUUUUCCCCUUCAGGAUAAUAACUUCCAGGUUACCUAAAAAUGCAAUAAAAAUCCUUAUAGUCUAAGCUUCUAGGCACAUAGUUUUUCAUCAGGGUUUUCUUUUAUUAAAUGAGCACAAUACUGUUUUGAUUUGAUUAUUAUCUCUACUACCUAGCUCCUUAUAUAGUUUUUAAUUUUUUAGCUAUAUGAAAGAAGUGGCAAGACACUUUUUACAAACACUUUUAUUAAUAUUGGGUCAGUAGUUACUGCCCUGACCCCAGUGUAAUUCAACGGGAAAGGCAUUUUUAUUUUACAGGAAUCUGUAAGUUGUGUAUUUUACUAAUUGUGAAACACUGGAAAUUAAUGAUGUAGGCAACUUGGUGUGAUCUUUGAACAGCUCUCUAGUGUUUUUUUCCCAUUACCAUAAAUUGUAUUUAAGUGCUUGCUCUCUACUGCUUUUAAGUUGUACUGUUAAAACUGGUAACCCUCAUCCCUCCCUUUCCAUUUGACAUUCCUUAGCUUAGACUGAUGUAGUUGUUUUAGUUAUCCCUGUAAUGUGACUUUUAUUUUUAAGUUAUGGUGUACUAUAUUUAUUUGUUACUAGUUGGGCAUGUGCCAAUAGUCUGUCCAUUUCUUAACUGCCAUAUCUAUUUUGCGUGAUUUCUCUUAAGUGAGUAAUGGCUUUUUGCAUGGGGGAAAAAUAGUUUUUACUAUUAGAGGUGCAAAGGAAGGAGAGAGUGAAUGUAUUAGAUUUUGUAAGCCUAAAAGGAAAAUUUGAAUCCUUCUAAUAAAUAAGGGCUAUGUAUUAAAUACCAUAAUCAUGUGGUGAAAGGUAUUUGAAAGUCAUAGGUUUGUAGGCAGGAGGAUCUGUUACUCUCUGCAUCUAGGCUGAAUGUAAAAUCCCUUAUGUUGUUAAUGGGGGUAAUUAUUUUUAUUUGCCUAUGAUAUACUUGGUUUCUAAUAAAGUAUCCUAGGCUCCAGUGA